This is a messenger RNA of Ipomoea nil (Japanese morning glory), 848 nucleotides long. RefSeq lists its product as uncharacterized. Lineage: Eukaryota; Viridiplantae; Streptophyta; Magnoliopsida; Solanales; Convolvulaceae. The coding region runs from base 113 to 649 and encodes 178 amino acids. Gene Ontology annotation, molecular function: protein binding. The record is from RefSeq and is a predicted model, not a curated record. The transcript has 2 exons.
CAGCCAUCUACUACUAUAUAUACACUGCACACUCAUAUUCUCUUCUAUCUAUUCCUUGGCCUACUUAAUUAGCUAGCUAGCUUUCUUUCAUCAUAUACAUAUAUAUAUCUCUAUGGAAUUCCCAGAACUCUCUUUGAGCCUGGCUGCCAGCAACUUCAACGGCGACAAUGCUGCAGAUUCCGACCAAGAUAUCAGACUUCCCAUGAAGAGAAAGAUUCAAAGCGGCGGCGGCGGCAGUGUUGACCUCCACCAGCCUUGGAUGGAACCCCUCCCAGUAGAUUGGGAACAAUGCCUUGAUCUUCAAUCGGGGAGAAUGUACUACGUGAACAGGAAAACAAUGAAGAAGACAUGGGAGUGGCCAAAGGAGCAGAAGCAAGCUCAGCUCAACCUCGAACUCAACAUCUCAACCAGCGGCGCUCAUUCCUACGAAGAUCGCCAUCACAAGAAACACCAGCAUCCAUCAUCGCCGCCGUCGAACGGCGCCGGAGGAGAAAACAUGAUAGCGUUGCCGUGCUCCAAUUGCCAUCUCCUGGUCAUAGUUUCUCAGACCUCCCCCUCUUGCCCUAACUGCAAGUUCGUUCAGUACUCCGCCGCCGGUAACCGGUCGCCGGCUAAGCCGUUCCAUUCCGGCCUCAGCCUCUUCAACUGAUGUGAUGAAUGAUAUGAUGAUGAUCGGUACGGUACGGACGACGGGAUCGGAGUGACGUUCUAUAUAUAUACAUACACGUGUUGUACGUAUUUUCAUUUUAAUAGUGUUAGCUAGGUAGGUAUGUUAAUGUAGAUGCUUUUCCAUUUUAUCAGGUUACUGCUACAAUGUUGCUUUUAAUUAAUUAAUUAAUUAUUUUAAU